Molecule: messenger RNA, 3043 nt
Organism: Paecilomyces variotii
Lineage: Eukaryota; Fungi; Ascomycota; Eurotiomycetes; Eurotiales; Thermoascaceae
Product: p21-activated serine/threonine protein kinase
Exons: 5
Coding region: 183-2744 (853 amino acids)
Biological process (GO): protein phosphorylation; intracellular signal transduction; regulation of MAPK cascade
Cellular component (GO): cytoplasm
Molecular function (GO): ATP binding; protein serine/threonine kinase activity
Source: RefSeq, a predicted model, not a curated record
CGUCUCCCUUGCGUUGCCAUCUGCUUAAUCCUCCCCCCGCCAGCUGCUCGUGCUGCUGCAUUGUCCAUCUAAAAUCAGAUCAAGAAGGCUGGCAGAGCCAGACUGCCGCCUUAUAGGUGGCUUUGCACCACCGCCCUAUCGCCCAGCCUGUCCUGCAACGGCUGCACCCGUCAUCUGCCGCCAUGGAGCAGUCAACCUCAUCCUCAUCGCUAAAGUUCCGCCGACCUUCUAGCAAGCUUCACAAAGACCCUCCGCGCUUCUCGACCUCACGUAUUCUGAAAAAUCAACCCAGCAACACCUCAUUGAAGAGACACCCUUCUGCUCCAGUCUACCCACGCUCCCAAGUGGAUGGCAGUCGAGAACAUCUACGAACCCGAUCCAACGCUUACGGCUCUUCAUCGUCGUCUCUCGAUCAGAGCAGCAGCACUGCUCCAUCGCCCGUCCUCGUCCAGCACGACUCCAAUCCAUCGACUGGCAGCUAUCACUCAACGAGAUCCCGCCCCUUGCAUUCAGGGCGUCUGUCACUGAACGAUCGAAGCUCGGAUGAAUUGAUCGGCGCCCCGUUUGACGCGCGGGGCAUGCUCAGCGCCUUGGAUGAGACGAUUUCACAGCCGCAAAACUCUCCUCGAAGGCCUCCGUUGCAGUCUCCUCAUACCAGUCCCGAUCCCCGGGGCGUCCAGACAUUGAGGCAAUCCCAGAGUUUCACCGCUUUGCCUCCACGGAUGGAUACAACCCCGCAACGGGUUGAGGAACGUGCACCAAACUCCAAGAGAUUCUCUGAUGAGGCCAGCGGAACAAAGUCCAACUGGACUGGAAGAAGCAAGAAGAGCAGCUUUUCGAGCUUCGUUAACAGUGUACUGGGCUCUCCCAAAAACAAUAUCAAGAUAUCAGCACCAGAGAACCCAGUUCACGUCACACAUGUCGGAUAUGAUAACCAAACGGGCCAGUUUACGGGCCUACCGAAAGACUGGCAGCGGAUGCUCCAGGAGAGUGGCAUCUCGAAGAAAGAGCAGGAACAGCACCCGCAAACCAUGAUGGACAUCAUGAAAUUUUACGAGAAAAAUGCUACGGGCAACGAUGAUGUCGUCUGGCACAAGUUUGACCACGCGAUGCCCAAGCAGGAUUUCCAAACCUCCUCUGCUGCAUACAGCCCCAGUGCGCCAGUAGGAUCUCCUCCCACAAGUCCUCGAUUCCCACAGAAUCAUGAAGGCAGUUUUGAGAAUCCUAGGGCUCCGCCUCCUGUCCCUCGUGAUGCGCCUGUGACAUCCCCAGGGCUUGUACCAAACCGAUCAGCUCCCAAACCUCCAGCAACAAAUGGAAGUAACUUGGUGCCUGUGCGUCCUCCUCCACCUCCUCCUGUGACGAGUUCACCCGUCCACUCCCCUGGGCGAGCGACGCAGGAAUACGCCUUCAACACCCAACCCACAAUUCCGGAGACCGCACCGCUCCCAGUGGAACCGCAGCUCACCAGGUCGAAUACCAAGACCAAUGGACUCACGAGCCCGCGCUCGCCACAGGGUGGUAUCGUCUCUCCCACCCAGUACCAGCAACAACAAGAGCAGGCGAUGGCCGCUGCCCAGCAGGCUAUUACAAGCAAACAGCUGGACCGGAGCCGCAGCCAACGCCAACAGCAGCAGCAGCAGCAGCAGCAGCAACCACAACGCCAGCCAGCGCAACCGUAUGCGGCCGCUCGACUAGAACAGCAACAGACUGCACAACAGUUGCCUCCGGCACAGUUUAGCAAUCCGGCUAACCCGGCCCCUGUUCCACAACCACCGCAACACACGCACGUUGGACCGGCUCCACGCCCGAGGCCGAGACAGCGCCAGAGCAAUGCUAUCGAUAUUCGCGCCCGGUUGAAUGCCAUCUGUACGCCUGGUGAUCCAACUAAGAAGUACUACAAUCUAAACAAGAUUGGGCAAGGUGCUUCUGGCGGUGUGUUUACUGCCUAUGAGACUGGUACCAACAGAUGCGUCGCCAUUAAGCAGAUGAAUCUGGACCUGCAGCCUAAGAAGGAUCUGAUCAUCAAUGAGAUCUUGGUCAUGAAGGACAGCAAACAUAAGAACAUCGUCAAUUUCAUGGAUAGCUACCUGCACGGCUUGGACCUCUGGGUCGUAAUGGAGUACAUGGAGGGGGGCAGUCUUACGGAUGUUGUGACCUUCAACAUGAUGAGCGAAGGACAGAUUGCUGCUGUCUGCAGAGAGACUUUGCACGGUCUACAGCACCUCCAUUCCAAGGGAGUUAUCCACCGUGAUAUCAAGUCGGAUAAUAUCCUCCUGUCGUUGGAUGGCAACAUCAAACUUACUGAUUUCGGAUUCUGUGCCCAAAUCAACGACUCUCAAAACAAGCGCAACACCAUGGUGGGAACUCCGUACUGGAUGGCACCUGAAGUGGUGACGAGAAAAGAAUAUGGUCGUAAAGUCGACAUUUGGAGUCUGGGUAUCAUGGCGAUUGAAAUGAUCGAGGGCGAGCCUCCUUAUCUCACAGAGUCCCCCCUGCGUGCUCUUUAUCUGAUCGCCACCAAUGGUACUCCCACGAUCAAGGACGAACACAAUCUGUCCCCGGUAUUUAGAGAUUUCUUACACCUAGCGUUGAGGGUGGACCCGGAAAAGCGCGCUUCGGCACAUGAUCUGCUCAAGCAUCCAUUCAUGUCGAUGUGCGACCCUCUUUCCAGUCUUGCCCCUCUUGUGAAAGCUGCGCGCAUCAGUCGAGCCCAGGAGAAGGCCCAAAAGGGCGGCUCGUAGAUGACAUUCCCAUUUAUCUGUCUGUCCCCUUAUCACGUCCAUUUCCUCUACUCUAUUAUACCCCGAUGUCACCGUGCCAGUUGUCAAGGCUUCUGUCCACAUAUUACCACCGGAGAGCGGCGAUAUCUUUUCAUGUCUAUCAUUUGCCACGUUUUAGAUGUCGAUGGUUUCUUCACGGGACUUGCCUUAUGUUAUUUACCCCCAGGUCAGCGACCCUGUUUUAUUCCCGAUGUCAUGGAAUUCCCUCGGCCUUACGGUAUCAUGCCUUAUGUGACUCUUUGAGUUUUUAUGAAUCUGAG